This is a messenger RNA of Scomber japonicus (chub mackerel), 1234 nucleotides long. RefSeq names its product class I histocompatibility antigen, F10 alpha chain-like. The record is from RefSeq and is a predicted model, not a curated record. Gene Ontology annotation, cellular component: external side of plasma membrane. NCBI's taxonomy places the organism in Eukaryota, Metazoa, Chordata, Actinopteri, Scombriformes, Scombridae. Gene Ontology annotation, biological process: immune response. The transcript is spliced from 9 exons. Bases 20 to 1234 code for a protein of 404 amino acids.
AGUCCACUUAGUGGCUAAGAUGCGUCUCAUCGCAGUUUUCGUCCUUUUGUGGACGGGACUGACUGUAAACAGCGAGAAACACUCCCUCAAGUACAUCUACACCGCCUUCUCCAAACCUGUCGGACUUCCAGGCAUCCAUCAGUUCACGGCGAUGGGUCAGAUGGACGGCACGAUGAUCGACUACUAUGACAGUGAUAUCCAGAGAAAAGUUCCAAAGCAGGACUGGAUGAAAGUGCGACUUCCUUCAGACUACUGGGAGAAAGGUACACAGUCCCGCCAAAGCAAGCAGCAGUGGUUCAAAGUCAACAUCGACAUCCUGAAGAAACGAAUGAAUCAGACCAACGAUGAUCUCCAUGUUCUUCAGUGGAUGGUCGGCUGUGAGGGUGAAACAACAGGGCCUGAUGGUACAUUACAGUUUGUCCGUGGUGUGAACAUGUACAACUACGAUGGACGAAACUUCCUGUCCUUUGAUGACGCCCACUCAGUCUGGGUUGCUCCCACUGAGAUAGCAGUCCCAACCAAGAGGAAGUGGGAUCAUGACCAGCGCCUAAAAGAAAAGACCAAACACUACCUGGAAUAUCAGUGUAUAGAUUGGUUGGACAGGUUCAUGUUAUACGGGAAAAAACAGAUGGAAGCUGCCUCUCCACCAGAUGUCUACGUGUUUGCUAAGAACACCAGAAUUGAGUCAAACCUCAUGUUGACCUGCCUGGCCACAGGUUUCUACCCAAAAGACAUCACCCUUAUCAUCAGAAGGAACGGCCGCAUUAUGACUAGAGACGACGGGUUGAUGUCCUCAGGCGUUCGACCAAAUGGAGACGAAACCUUCCAGAGAAGAGACAGUGUGGAGAUUUUAAAGAGUGACACUUCUGUAUUCAAAUGUGACAUCGUUCACAUAGCAUCCAGAAUGUCUGUUGAGAAGGUUUGGGAUCCUAAAGUUCCUGAUGAAGAAAACAUUGAAGAAAACAAUGGAGGCAUUAUUGGGGUGAUUGUAGGCCUGAUCUUUGUUGUCCUACUCAUGGCUGUAGCUGUAUUGCUGGUGGUGUUGAAGAAAAAAGGGAUAAUGGGGUCCAGAUCAUCUAUUGGCAGGGAUGACUCUAAUAUAGCAGAUGUUGAAGCUGUUCACAUCAGGUCCAGAUCAUCUAUUGGCAGGGAUGACUCUAAUAUAGCAGAUGUUGAAGCUGUUCACGUCAGUAAGUACUUUAUUUCUUCUUCUCUGGAUUCUUUUAAAGUGUGA